Bubalus bubalis (water buffalo) is the source of this 1072-nucleotide messenger RNA. It is a transcript of the gene GADD45G, whose product is annotated as growth arrest and DNA damage inducible gamma. The record is from RefSeq and is a predicted model, not a curated record. The transcript is spliced from 4 exons. Gene Ontology annotation, biological process: regulation of cell cycle. Gene Ontology annotation, cellular component: nucleus; cytoplasm. Lineage: Eukaryota; Metazoa; Chordata; Mammalia; Artiodactyla; Bovidae. The coding region runs from base 94 to 573 and encodes 159 amino acids.
GGCUCGCCGGGUUGGGUCGUAGACUUUCCUUCUUCGCUCGCGUCUGCUCCGCCCUCUGUUCUUGUGGAUAACUUGCAGCUCGCAGAUCGCAACAUGACUCUGGAAGAAGUUCGUGGCCAGGACACGGUUCCAGAAAGCACAGCCAGGAUGCAGGGCGCCGGGAAAGCGUUGCACGAGCUGCUGUUGUCGGCGCAGCGCCAAGGCUGCCUCACGGCCGGCGUCUACGAGUCAGCCAAAGUCCUGAACGUGGACCCCGACAAUGUGACCUUCUGCGUGCUAGCCGCUGACGAGGAGGACGAGGGCGAUAUCGCGCUGCAGAUCCACUUCACUUUGAUCCAAGCGUUCUGCUGUGAGAACGACAUAGACAUCGUGCGCGUGGGCGACGUGCAGCGGCUGGCGGCGAUCGUGGGUACCGGCGACGAGUCGGGGGCACCUGUAGACCUGCACUGUAUCCUCAUUUCGAACCCCAAUGAGGACGCAUGGAAGGACCCCGCCUUGGAGAAACUUAGCCUGUUCUGCGAGGAGAGCCGCAGCGUCAACGACUGGGUGCCUAAUAUCACCCUUCCCGAGUGACAGCCCGGUGGGGAUCCUUGGUUUGAUCGACGUGGUGACGCCCCGGGGCGCCUAGCGCGGGGCUGGCUCUGUGGAUGCGCCCUCGGAGGGCGCCGGAGUGCGGCGUGGAGACUGGCAGGCGGGGGCGCGUGGAGAGCGGCGAGGAGGUGCGGUUCCCUCCCGAGGAGGGGCCCAGCGGCGACAGGGGAAGGCUGGCCCCAGCCCAGGACUCUACAAGUGUGGGGAGCGGCUGCUCGCCCGGGAAGGCCGGAGGCGGGACCUUGGCCGCGCGGCCGGGAAGGACAGACUGGCCGGGCAGGCGUGACUCAGCAGCCUGUACUCCCGGCAGAAAGGAGGGGAAAGGCAAGGCCAGGCGGCUUGGACUUGUACGGUUACAGGAGCUCUGACGGACUUGAGCAGUAUGCACUGCUGUUUCAAAACGGAUACGGGCAAUGCUUCAUUUUCUAAAGGAUUAUGCUGCUGCAGCUUUGAGUUUUACAAUAAACUUAACUGAAACAAA